This is a messenger RNA of Lachancea thermotolerans CBS 6340, 516 nucleotides long. It is a transcript of the gene ATG29, whose product is annotated as Atg29p. Gene Ontology annotation, biological process: autophagosome assembly. The record is from RefSeq and is a predicted model, not a curated record. Bases 1 to 516 code for a protein of 171 amino acids. Gene Ontology annotation, cellular component: phagophore assembly site. NCBI's taxonomy places the organism in Eukaryota, Fungi, Ascomycota, Saccharomycetes, Saccharomycetales, Saccharomycetaceae. The transcript has a single exon.
AUGAAUAGCGAAAACACAAUUGUGUACGUGAGGGUCGCUGGCCGAGCGCGCAAUGGCUUUGUAGAUCCUCUGAAGUUUUACUGGGAUUUAGAGAGGGAUAGGUCACUGUGGUCAAGCGUUUCAAAACUGGACAACACCAAGAAAACAAUCGACUGGAAGCGACUAAGCAGAGAGUUUAAGGCACCGGAGCAUUUUAUAAGGAAAAGGAGUUAUGCGCUGUUCGCGAAACACUUAAAGUUGCUAGAAAGGCAAAUCGAGGCGAAAACUAGGAGCUUAGCGGUUACUGAGGAUGAACUAAACUACACUGACGAAGACGACGAACGCAAUUCAAUAAGUCAUGGAGAAGACGACUUUGAAGCAGCAGAAGGUCUCAAAAACUUAAGGACUUCUAAGGUUUUGAAGCAGCGUGUGCCUGGCGAAGGCAGGAACGGAGAAUCAUCAUUGAGUGAACUAUCUAAUUUGAGUGUGAGCAAAUCUGCUUUAGAAGAAGCAUUAUUAGAUCGCUUGCAGCUUUAA